CCCUUUAGUCCUUUUGAUCUCUCAGUCACCUUCAACGGUCACUUGGUGACCUUACGCAUACUGUUGCUCGCCUAUCAUGUCAGCUCCCUUGGGCCUGAGGCGCACAUCCAGAAUUCGGCUCGUGGCGGCGGCACGGCACGACCUUCUCCCAACGUUGACCACUUGCUUUCGACGCCGGCAGCAUACCGGACUUGCAGCGCCUUCCUCGUCCACCACCGGGUCCGUGAACGAAGAUGAGAUUGCUCAUUUCUCUCGACUCUCCUCGCGGUGGUGGGACGAGCAUGGAGAAUUCGGAUUAUUACACAAGAUGAAUCCGCAUCGCGUGGACUUCAUCCGGGAAAAGCUGUUGGAAAUCACUCGCGAAGAACGAGGCGAAGAAGCUGCAGAGGAAAUGCAGCGUACAGGUCACGUACUGGAAGGACUGGACGUGCUUGACGUUGGGUGCGGCGGUGGAUUGCUCUCUGAGAGUCUGGCACGAUUAGGCGGCCGAACGGUCGGAAUAGAUGCAUCACCCUCGAAUAUUGCGAUUGCAUCCAUGCACGCGUCCGCCGACCCUGCUCUCUGCUCGUCAAAAACCCGCUCUUUGACUUACCGCCAUACCUCAGCCGAAGCAUUGCUCGAGGACCCUCAACGAUACGAUGUCGUUUGCUCAUUGGAGGUGGUAGAACAUGUUGACAAUCCUGCCUCCUUUCUGCAUUCGUGUGCUCAACUCGUAAAGCCCGGAGGACAUCUGUUCCUCUCAACCAUCGCACGGACGCCUCUAUCCUACUUUCUGACAAUAUUCAUGGCUGAGCAGGCCCUGAGGCUUGUUACGCCCGGGACGCAUACUCAUUCCAAGUACAUCAAUCCCGAAGAGCUGGUCGAAUACUUCCAGAACUAUCCUUCAUCUGAUUUCCCUGGCGAACGAAAGGGCCGACCCUGGAUCUCCCGUCUAUAUGACGGGCACCCGCUACGGACUGAGGCAGAAGUACGCGGUAUCAUAUAUGCACCCUGGAAGGGUGAAUGGAUCUUGAUUCCCCGUAGCGGCAGUCGCGGAUUUAGUGGAUGGGCAACUACACAGUGCAAUUACUUGUUUUGGGUUCGUAAACCGGUACAAUAGAUCCCGUAUAUUUGAUCAUCGUCAAUCUGGGCGCACUCGUCGAACAGCUUACAUAUGUGGUCCUACAGAAGAUCCUGGAGCAGCCCAGACGCAGUCGAGUGGGAUUCGCCUUCCACCGGAGGUUGCAUGGGUUGGAGAAGGACGGUAGGGUUUGACGUUGCAGCGCUAGAUUCCUG
This is a messenger RNA of Punctularia strigosozonata HHB-11173 SS5, 1275 nucleotides long. Its product is annotated as ubiquinone biosynthesis O-methyltransferase. Gene Ontology annotation, biological process: ubiquinone biosynthetic process. The record is from RefSeq and is a predicted model, not a curated record. Bases 77 to 1099 code for a protein of 340 amino acids. Gene Ontology annotation, molecular function: 2-methoxy-6-polyprenyl-1,4-benzoquinol methyltransferase activity. The transcript is spliced from 3 exons. Lineage: Eukaryota; Fungi; Basidiomycota; Agaricomycetes; Corticiales; Punctulariaceae.